AUGCCUGGCCGCUCGGGCACCCGUGCUUCCUCCGUCGCGUCUACUCGCAAAUCCUCCGUCCCUCCUUCGACGACUGGCGCUAAUGUGUACAUCCCCGACGAGCCAGCGGAGCCAACAAGCUCCCCGAAUUUGCGACCCAGUAUCGUGGAGAUAUUUGCCGAUGCGCAGCGCUCCACGACAGGCCAUAGGAAGCUUGUUGUUAAACUAAGAAAAAUCCAAGAAGGAUGCUGUGGCAUACGAGCUUCAAAAGAACAGGAUAAGAAAGAUGCGAGGCGAAAUUCAGGCGCUUUUGGGGAGAAGGAAAAGCCUGCAGAGAGAGAGUUUAAUAUCGAAAUAUCACGAUGUUUGUUACGGAUUUUGCCCAUCAAGAGGACUGAGCCUGCAGCAGAUCGUGUUGUCAAGUUCUUGGGGACGUUUUUGACAGCUGCAACGGAGAAGGACUUUGGAAUUUUUGGACAGGGCGAUCCGGAUGAGACCCAGACGUUGCCAGAGACGCCAACAUCGAGGCUUACUUUUCAAGUCGUUUCUGCCAUAAUACCUUUCCUAUCUACCAAAGAAAAAACUGUGAGAUAUCGGGGAACGCAGAUCAUUUCGCAUAUCGUCAACUCUUUAGAUUCUAUCGACGAUGAACUCUACCAUUUGAUCAGACAGGGUCUUGUCAAACGAAUUAGAGACAAGGAGGCAACAGUUCGCGUUCAAGCCGUGGUUGGACUUGGGAGGCUAGCAGGCAACGAUGAGGACGACGACGAUAACGAUCAAAACGAUGGCAACUCUGCUCUGGUUGAUAAAUUAUUGGAUGUGCUCCAGAAUGACACUAGUGCUGAGGUCCGACGAACAUUACUCCUCAACUUACCAUUUACCCCUUCAACGCUUCCUUUCCUCCUUGAGAGAGCCCGCGACAUAGAUCCCGCUACACGACGUGCUUUAUAUUCUAAACUAUUACCAACGCUUGGUGACUUCCGGCAUCUUUCUUUGUCCAUGAGAGAAAAACUUCUGCGCUGGGGGCUACGUGAUCGUGACGAAACCGUCCGAAAAGCAACUGGUCGCUUAUUCUACGAACGUUGGAUUGAGGAUUGCGCCAGUACUCAAAACCCUGACAAGUCCACGGAACAAAAAGAUAAGCUAGCACCACCUAGUAUUUCGGCUUUAACAGAGCUUCUAGAACGUAUCGAUGUUGUGAAUUCUGGCAUGGAAGGUGGCAUCGCCCACGAAGCUACAAGAACGUUCUGGGCUGGUAGACCGGAUUAUCGUGAAGCUGUGGAGUUCGAUCUGCCAUUCUGGGAAUCAUUGACACCAGAAUCUGCCUUUAUGGCCAGAAGCUUCAACGACUUCUGUCGGGAGGAAGGUGGUGCUAAGUAUGACAGUCUUGCAGAUGAGAAAAUGCCAGAGGUUACCGCUCUAGCAUUUUACUUACAUCACUAUACCACGACACUACUAUCGAGGCUUAGUAUGCCCGAGCAAGUCGAAGGAAGCGAGGAGGAAACUAUGGAAUAUGAAUUCAUUGUUGAGCAGCUUCUCCAUAUCUCUCUUACGCUUGACUACAGUGAUGAGGCAGGGAGAAGGAAAAUGUUCUCUCUCUUACGGGAAACACUGGCUGUUUCGAAUCUUCCCGAGCAAGUCACAAAACUCACAGUCGAAGUCCUGCGGAAUGUCUGUGGACCCGACUCUGCUAGUGAAGGGGAAUUUUGCAGUGUUGUUCUAGAGGCCGUGGCGGAAGUCCACGAUACGAUUGUUGCUGAAGAAAGCUUUGUUUCUGCAAAAUCGGAAAUCAGCGAUGAAAGCUUAAAUAGAAGCCGUUCAAAAACUCCUGGGAAUGGCAAUGAAACCCCAGAGCCAUUUGACAAGGAAGAAGCAAAAGCAAAGGUGCUUAAAGAGAUCAUGGUUAAUAUGAAAUGCUUAUACAUUGCUCAAUGCAUGUUGCAGAAUGUGGCAGGAAAUCUGCAGGAUAAUGUUCAUCUCGUGACAAUGUUAAACAACUUGGUGAUACCAGCAGUGCGUAGCCAUGAGGCUCCAGUACGGGAACGUGGGCUGGAGUGUCUAGGCCUAUGCUGUCUGCUAGACAAGACCCUUGCCGAAGAAAAUAUGAGCUUGUUCAUCCACUGUUACAGCAAAGGCCAUGAAGCAUUGCAAGAAAUGGCGCUGCGUAUCCUCGCCGAUAUACUUACAGUGCAUCAUUCAAUCCUUCUUCCAGUUACGUCACAGAAUGACCCUAACUCAGUGACGCCGCCUCCCUUUCAAAAAUCACUACUAAAGGUAUUCGCAAAGGCCCUAAAGACAAACUCUCCACCAAGCAUACAAGCAACUGCAGUGACCGCGUUAGCGAAAUUGCUACUUACCAACACACUCUCACCAUCUGGCCCUUCGGUACCCGCAUCUAUCAGGGAACUAAAUGAAAGUUCCAUCGAUACUCUUCUCCAGGCCCUUGUUCUCUCAUUUUUCCACCCUCGAACUCGCGACAACUUGUCAUUAAGACAGGCUCUUACGUACUUUUUGCCUGUGUAUUGUCAUUCACGACUAAACAACGCUCAGCAUAUGCGGAAAAUAGCCAUUCCCAGUAUCCGUGUCGUAUUAGCUGCCGCUGAUGACUUCUAUGCUUUGGAAGCGGAAGAAGAUAGCGAUGGAGAAAUCGACGAGGUGGUCGGCGAGAAAGAAGUAAAAGCGUUGAUGGCUGGUGUUAUAGGAAUGCUCAUUGAGUGGACUGAUGAUCGACGAAUCAUCGGCUUGAACUCCGAUACGCCUUUGCCCGGUACAUCGGAAGAAGUGGGACCACGGUUAACACCAAGCGAAAGUUUACAUCUUGCUCUUGCAAGAGAUAUUCUGCAGCGUAUUUUGGGCGUAGGAGGCUUCAGCUCUGCGCCCAGAGAAGAAAGGAAGCUUCUCCUUUCAAUGAUCGGAAAGUUAUACCUGCCCGUGCCUCCGUCGCCUCCCUCCCGGCAUGGCUCCCGAGCCCCUGAAGGAGCUGAUGAGCGUGAGAACCACCGGUCAAGUAUCAGGUCAAGCAAGUUGGACCUUGAGCCUGUAAUUAUCGAUGAUAGUGGAGAACUGCCUCUGGAAGUUAAAGAAUUGGUUGACCAAGCCAUUGCUUCUGGCGUUGCUUCAGAUGCAACAGGAAGAAAUGCAUUGGUCAAGGUCAAGAAUGCAGUACUGAAACUACUCGGUGCUUGUCGACCAUCUGGGAAAGACGGUGGACGGGCGUCAGUUGGACGAGAGAGAGAAAGUUCAUAUGUCAAGGAAGAGCCUGAAGGUGACAGUUAUCUGCACGAGACGAGAAGUAUGGUUAGUGUUGCUAGUGCCAGGUCGAGUAUAGCACCGAGUGAACUAGCCGCAGUAGACGAAGAAGAGGACGAAGAUGAUACAAUUGUUUUUAGAGGCCCGGCUGAUAGGAACUCGUUGGCAUCGGACGCUGCCACAGUUGUCUCGGUGCAGAGUGAGAGGGGAUAG
Molecule: messenger RNA, 3441 nt
Organism: Ophidiomyces ophidiicola
Lineage: Eukaryota; Fungi; Ascomycota; Eurotiomycetes; Onygenales; Onygenaceae
Gene: YCG1
Product: chromosome condensation complex Condensin, subunit G
Exons: 3
Coding region: 1-3441 (1146 amino acids)
Biological process (GO): mitotic chromosome condensation
Cellular component (GO): condensed chromosome; condensin complex
Source: RefSeq, a predicted model, not a curated record